This is a messenger RNA of Schistocerca gregaria, 3915 nucleotides long. Its product is annotated as cytochrome P450 6a2-like. Gene Ontology annotation, molecular function: monooxygenase activity; iron ion binding; heme binding. The transcript is spliced from 6 exons. The record is from RefSeq and is a predicted model, not a curated record. Bases 354 to 1898 code for a protein of 514 amino acids. NCBI's taxonomy places the organism in Eukaryota, Metazoa, Arthropoda, Insecta, Orthoptera, Acrididae.
ACCGCCAGUCGGCAGUGUUGGCCUGGCGCACGCGGGCCGAGGUGGUCCCCCUCGUCUGUUAUGCCGCAGGAGCCCAGUGGCGGCGAACCGUACACAGCUUGCUGGCGGUCGGCUGGCUGCUUAAACGCCCUCACAGACUCCAGUGUUUCGGCAGCACCUGGGGCGCACAUUAGUAGCAAUGACCUCCCGACUGUGACGAAGUGAGUUCAGUGCACGCGCUAAAGCCUAAGUUGACAGGUGUUUCGCGAGACAUCAAGUGUGUCUCGGACUCUUUAGAUCUGCCGUCUGGAAGCCAUUGCUAUUGAAGUCCGUGGUCCUCCGUUAUUCUGGUGAAAGUUUGGCUCUCUUCAAACAUGUGGUGGUCUGUCAGUUUGUGGUUUACCCUCUCGAUAUCGACAGUCGCAAUUGCUCUCCUGUACGCGUACCUAUCGUCGGUGAAAAACCACUGGAAGAGACUCGGCGUGCCGUACGUCAGAGGAGAGCUGUUAUUCGGCAACGUCCGCCGCAUGCUCUUCGCCCAAGAGGCGAUUCCCGCCUUUUUCCACAGGAUUUCCCAACAGCUCGGCGACGUGCCCUACGGAGGAUUCCACAUGAUGCUGACGCCGUGCCUCAUGAUGAAGGACGUCAGACUCAUCAAUAGAAUCCUGGUGGCUGACUUCGCCCAUUUCAGCAACAGGUUCAGUCCAGAGAGCGUGGAGGUGGACCCUCUGGGCCAGCACCUGUUCGGCAUGUGCGCCGCCCUCUGGAGGGAGAUGCGGCCCCGCAUGUCGGCCGCCUUCUCCGUCAGCUCGUGCCGGCGCGACUUCUGCCUGGUGCGGCUCUGCUGCGACCGCCUGCAGCUCUUCGUGCAGGAGGCCCUCCAGGGCCGCAGCAGCCGCGAGUUCGACCUCAAGGACCUGCUCGCGUCCUUCACCACCGACGUCAUCGGCAUGAGCGCCUUCGGCAUCGAGUGCGGAGCCAUCGACGACCCUCACUCGCAGUUCCGGCGUAUCAGUGGUAUGAUUCUUCCGCAUUCGAAGAAAGAGAUUAUCGGCGCGAUGCUGGCCUUUAUGCUUCCAAGACUCGGGGCUGUAUUGAGAGUGAAAUACUUCAGUUCCACGGUGGCGGAGUUCUUCGACCGUAUAGUCCUGGAAACCAUGGAGUACAGAAAGAAGAACAACAUUCGUCGGGAGGAUCUGGUACAUUUUAUGAUGGAACUGAAAGAUCAAGGUUUCACGUCUGAGGAAAGCACCGAAAAGAUAGAGGUGACUGACAACUUGGUGGUGGCGCAGCUGCUGCUGGCGUUCACUCUUGGAUUCGAGAUGACGUCGUCGGCUAUGAGUUUCUGUCUGCACGAGCUGUCCAUCAACCCCGUGCUGCAGACACGCGCGCACAAGGAAGUGGACGCAGUUCUCUCCCGCCAUGGGGGUGAGAUCACCUACGACGCCAUCCAAGAGAUGACCUACAUGGACCUGCUAGUGGCAGAGACGCUGCGGCUGUACCCACUGCAGUCAUACCUGAUGCGGCAGUGCACGCAGACGUACCGGGUACCGGACAGCGGGCUGGUGGUGCAGCCAGGCACCAUGGUGUAUGUGCCAGUGCUGUCACUGCAUCGGGACCCCCACCACUACCCGGACCCACUGCGCUUCGACCCAGAGCGCUUCGCCGACAACCAAGGCAGUGCGACAGGCGCCCCUUACUGGCCGUUUGGCGAUGGUCCCAGGGCCUGUCUGGGACAGAAAUACGCACAGGUGGUGGUGAAGGCGGGCCUCGCGGCGCUACUUUCGCGCUUCGAGUUCCGGCCGUGUCCGCGGUCCUCUGGAAGGCCGGCAGAGUACGAGCCGCACAGGAUUCUGGGCUCCCCGGCAGGUGGGCUAUGGGUCCGCAUCAUCCCCAGGCCGUGGCUGCCAAUGCACUGAGGGCGGCCUGCGCUCCACACCUGCGGGCGGCGCUCCUGGCCAGCUCGUGGUCGUGCUCGUGAAUCCACUGGAGCACGGAACACUUCCGAGACUCACACGUGGUCUGUGGAUCAGUCCCAUGUGCAUUUCGUUGGUGUUUCUACGGUAAAGACAGGCCACACUCCGUAUCAAUGUCGGCAUACUUAAGAGUUCCAGUUCUGCAUGAGACUUUCUGGAAGGCCAUUGGAAUUAGAGACCACAAAUACUCCAUGCCCCCCCCCCUCCCGCUUCCACUCCCCCUACAGAUGACUUUUGAGCCCGUGUCAGCUGCAGACGACGGCUGCUUCUCAACCGAAAAUGGGUCACACUUCACACUUCAUCAGGCGGCUCUACCUGGACAUUUGGAUCUCGAGGUGUGCCUGACUAAUUUAUGAGGCCGAUGGACUUCGAGCUGCUGGCGACCUAUGUGACCGUGUAAUCCUCAAGCCAUGGCUGGAUCUUAUCACAGCAGGGAGUCAAAACAGUUUUGAGGAAACCCAAGGUAACGAGGGAGGUUCAAUAAAUACUCGUCUUGGGAAUGAACUCGCCAUUGUUGCACACUAUUUACUCCUUUCAGUUUCUUCCAUUGAAUAAUGUACACGUUUUCCAGCUCCUGUGCCGUUCUCAGAAUUCUUGGAAAAUAGACUUAAGUUCUCUAAAACACAAGCGUCUCUGUCUUGAUGAUGUUGUCGACUUUGAACUGAAUUUAUUGCCUACGCGAAAUUCAUUCAACAGCAAGAAGAAGUUCUCCGUUGGGUGACUAUGUAGGUGGAGGAGAGGGGGAGGGCAAACUGACUGUCAAAAACUGAAAACGAAUUCGGUUGGGGUUUCGGUGACCACUUCGGAAGGUGAUGCUGGCGUUUGGUCUUUUUGCGAAAAGUACUUCAAUUGCUUAUCACGUUCCCUAAUUUCCGACUGUAGUAGUCUCCUGUUUUCGUUUCUGAAAGAAAUUCAGGAAUAUAAAGUCCCCCCCCCCCCCCAAACGCAAGCAAUCGCCCCCAAAACUUAUCCAGCCAACGAACCUGCCUUUACUUUCAUUCAGGGUGACUCAUCGGAAGUUGUUUGCUUCGAUUGCUCUUUGGUUCGUGGGGUAAAACCAUGACUUCAAGUAUCGUCGCCGGUGACAGCUCGACGCAAAAUGGCCCUCUGGUCUCACUUUAACGUUUCCAAACGUAGCUUCGAAGUGGAAAGCUGUCGAUUGCUGUCCACUACUGCUAAUCGCGCCGUACGGAAGCUAGUGAAGUGAGUUCAUUUUCACCAUCUCGUGUAUAAUAUUAACCACAGUUGCCGUGGACAAACUUAUAGUCUCUGCUAAUUCGUACACUAUCGCUCUCUCUGAAUGGUCAGCGAGACUUUGCAAUGAUUUCUUUGACGGCUGUGUCUACAAAGCUUCCUGACAUCACCCUUAAAUUCGUUGAAACAAUACAAUCAUUAUCGCUGAUACGUAAGGGUCACCAUAAAGAGCAUAUCAGAUCAGCUUUAUAUUAUCACACCUUCUGCGCUUUUAGUGAAUUGCUGAAUUACACUACAGCUGGGCCAGAAAGUUGUUAGCACCAUUUACUGAAAUGACUGUCAAAUGCAAACAAACUUAUGAGCUAGAUUAAUUUUUGUUUUCGCCGCAUAUAGUGAUUCUGACACGAGCUUCCUUUAGAAACAGCACAUUUCUUGAAACACUCGUAAUUCCUGAACCGCCUAAGUGGAUCCAUGACACGCCACUGGGGGAUCGUCAACUCCUCAGCCGCUUCUGUUGUUGUGUGCUUGUCAUCUGGUAACGAGGUUGCAUGGCAAGAUAAGGAACGGAUCGUGAUCACACGAAAGAUAAAGAAUCUUUGUGGUUGAACAACCAUACUCAUGUACCAUAUUACUGGACCUUGAGGAAUAAACUUUUAUAUCCAGUACUGAUCACACUACUCGUAAACAGAAUUGACGAAGUUCCUUUCCUUUUGUCAUUCCUCUGAAUGAAAACUGUACAUAUUAAAGAAAACGUUAUAAAGUCGAA